GAGUGCCGCCCAGGUCAUGGUCUCUCAGCGUGUCGCCAGCGAAGGAUCGUACCACAGAGUGUCUUCUGCUGCUCUGACCUGGAGAGACCCCUGGCACUACCUCACAGAAAGGUGAGGAGGAUGAGGAUGAAGGAGGUUCUGGUCCUUCUCUGCAUGCUCUCAAUGUGUGGAGCUCAGAAACGGAAACAGGAAACCCCACGUUGGGAUCCUAAAGAACACACCAACGGCAAGACUUGUUCCAACCUGUCUCAGGUGCUGGACAACUGGAAAUUUGCUAUUGUAUCCCAAGUGAAAGACCUGCUCAUUAAUGACCCUGCAUCUGUCCUUCCUGAAUACAACAGGAUCCAACCCCUGUCGGACGCUCUGGGAGACCUCUACAGGCAGUUUAACGCUCUAAAAGACGAGCUGGGGAGGCUCACCACAAAGUUUGACAGGGUGGAGGCUUUUGUGGACGACCUCAGGGACAGCAGGUUCACUCUGCUUCGGCGACCCGCGCAGAGGAUCCCCCCCAGCGUUGGUCUGAGGUCUCCGCUGCGAGCACAGAUGAGGGCUCCUGACAGGGGGAUUAUCACGAGGCCAACGCUGAUCAGAGCGAGGAGGAGAGGGCCGCAGAGACCGUAGACCCUGUCUGUUAUCCGUGCUGAUGUGUUGAACAAAAGUUGAUGAGUUUUCAGGAGAAGAUGAUUAGUUCCAGUUAUUUCAUUGAUGAGUGUGAUAUGAGAUAAGAUCACAGAAAGAAGACUGACCUAGUGAUGCAUGUUCUAGAAAUCGCCUGAAAAUGUACCUAUCCUCACCCCUCUGUACAAAGUCACUUUCAACCACAAGGUGGCAGCAUUUAUCAAAUUAUCUUGACUGUCAUCCUGCUGCUAUACGUGUGAUAGCUGGGCAUAAAAUAACUUAAUG
Molecule: messenger RNA, 903 nt
Organism: Xiphias gladius (swordfish)
Lineage: Eukaryota; Metazoa; Chordata; Actinopteri; Istiophoriformes; Xiphiidae
Exons: 4
Coding region: 121-621 (166 amino acids)
Source: RefSeq, a predicted model, not a curated record